Molecule: messenger RNA, 865 nt
Organism: Nicrophorus vespilloides
Lineage: Eukaryota; Metazoa; Arthropoda; Insecta; Coleoptera; Silphidae
Exons: 4
Coding region: 253-849 (198 amino acids)
Source: RefSeq, a predicted model, not a curated record
GCAGUUAGUUAUCCGGAUGAUGUACGACGGUAGAAAUACCCAAAACAUUUAACAAUUUAAAAACUGUAAACACAGUUGUUUUUUUAGCUUUACUUGAUGAUCGAUAAAGUAUGAUGAUCGAUGCAUCAUUCCAUGUUGCAAUUGGCUGUGAUUAAUAUAUCUGAUGACAAUGGAACAAGAAAAUAAGGUGUUAAAAGGAAGAGAUCAGAGAAUUUCAGUACUGCAGAGAAAAAGCUGUUGAUAGAUCUGGUUAUGAAACACAAGCACAUAGUUGAGAACAAGAACAGUGAUGCAGUUACAUGGCAGGAGAAGAAGAAUGCUUGGAUCUUCAUUACAGAUGUGUUUAAUUCAGGAAGUGGAAAAUAUGAUAAGCCAAGAACACCAGAUGCAAUUCGAGGAAAGUAUGAAAGUCUCAAAAAGGAGCUCAGAAGAAAAUCUUAUAGAGCAAAUGGUGAGAUUAUAGAGUACAGUGAAUAUGAGGAGAAAUUGCUUUCAAUUAUGGGUGUGUUACCACUGAUUGUUAAAUGUGAUCAAGACCAAGACUAUCUAGUAGAAGAUAAUAUAAAGAUAGAGACUGAUAUACCUGAGGAUAUGGAAACAAUUACAGAUGGACCUGAUUAUAAGAAACAUAAAGAGAAGGAGAGUUACAUUGUUCUUGAAUCUCUAAUUAAAGCUGAGGAAAGGAAGCAGCAGGAGUUUGAGAUGGAUUUGAGACUUAAAGAACAACAAUAUGAAAAAGUGAAACAAGAGAUGCAGGCAUUUCAGGAAUUGCAUACUUUGGAGGUGCAAGGAAAGAAGCUCAAUAUAAGAUUACUAGAAAUAGAAAUUGAAAAGAAACAAAACAAAUAGUAUUUGUAUACAUUAC